AUGCAGGUCCUACUGACUGGGUCUGAUUACAAAGACUACACCCACGACCCCUCUUUCCCCUGGCCACACGGCUUCAUCAUCCAAGAUCUAGUCAAGGCCUUUGCAUUGGUGGCCAUGUUCUUCCCAAAAGCAGAGGCUUCCACGCUCGUCACCCAGUUCAUCAAGUCCAAGCAAUGCGACGAGUUUAGAAACAGUCUUCUGUUUGACCCCAAGGAACGAAGCAAGACGUUGCCUGAUCGCAGAUCUCGGGCGAGUUACAAGUUCCGAGAUCCUGCUUUCUGGAACGAGUGGAAUGAGUUCCUCAAGACCAAGUCUUUCUUUGCCGAUGUGUAUCCCUUUGACUGGAGUCUUGCAGUCCGCCCUAUCGUUGCUCGCUUGUAUGUCGCAGGAGUCGUUGCACCAGCAUACAUACAAAACGACUCACAAGUCGUCUUGGGCAUGGCUACAGCCAAGGCUGAGCCUCACCGUCCCGGCAAGCUGGAUCUCUUCAUCAACUACGAAGACCGCUACGGCAACUUCCCCAUGGUUUUCCCUCCCUCUUUCGUGCACCCGUCCAAGUGGCCACAUGUGUUGCCCACGGCAGAGAGCUUCGCCAAGAAGAACGAAGGUGCCCGGUAUGCGCUUAUCCGUCUCUGGUCGGCUCCUCACUUUUACCCUCUGAUGGACAUGCCCGGCAGCGAGUACAGCGCGCAUCACACAACGGAGAGAAGGCUGAAAUUGCUCGAGAAGCAGUUUGAGGGCCAUGUGAUGAGCCGUGCCGACUUGAUCCUUGUCAUGGGCAAGGAUGAUGAUGAACUGCUUAAGUACUGCACGGCUGUGACGUUUGCCAUCCAGACGAAGCCGUGGCUCAGGGAGAUUGACCUGUGGAAGAGUUUUAUCAAUGUCGAUCUGGAGUUUUUGCAGGGGCUGGAUCCGUAUUGGUUGGACUGAGAGGGUGAAUAACUUUAUUAUGGUUGAAGCCCAGCCCUUGAUGAGUUAACUGAGCCAGAAGAUGGACGGUGAAUAGCAGAAUGGAGGCUUGUCUGAGUGAUGCGGGACAAAAUGGGGUGCCGUGUGUUCAUGAAUGAGUGAGGCACAAGUCGUGACCUUGUCUCGAGGCACAAAAUGUACGCAAGGUAAAGAAAUGCUUGUUGCUCCCAUGUGAAUCUUGGGGCCAGGUUUGAUGCCCCCGACCCAAAGGUCGAUGACGCCCUGCCGGCUGUUACCCCUUUAGUCCAAAUACAAUUCUUGGUCAUG
This is a messenger RNA of Fusarium vanettenii 77-13-4, 1236 nucleotides long. RefSeq lists its product as uncharacterized. The record is from RefSeq and is a predicted model, not a curated record. The transcript is spliced from 4 exons. Lineage: Eukaryota; Fungi; Ascomycota; Sordariomycetes; Hypocreales; Nectriaceae. Bases 1 to 930 code for a protein of 309 amino acids.